This is a messenger RNA of Aspergillus welwitschiae, 1062 nucleotides long. RefSeq lists its product as uncharacterized. Bases 1 to 1062 code for a protein of 353 amino acids. The record is from RefSeq and is a predicted model, not a curated record. The transcript is spliced from 5 exons. Lineage: Eukaryota; Fungi; Ascomycota; Eurotiomycetes; Eurotiales; Aspergillaceae.
AUGAGCGCACCACCGGCUGGCGGUGAUCAGAAUCGCGGCCCUGCUCUGGUGGCCAUUUAUUGGGCCGAGGCAUCUUUCGCCAUUUUGGCGGUCGCCCUGCGAAUCUAUGGCCGGAAACUGAUCAAUGGCUUUGGCGCUGAUGACUAUAUGAUGGUCUUUACCCUGAUCCUAUUCAUCACUCUGGCUGCUUUCGUGACCUACCUCGCCGACCAAGGAGGCUGCCGACAUCUCUACUAUUUGACAACCGAUCAACAACUCUUAGUCGUGAAGUUCAACUGGAUCACUCAAGUAUGGGGGAUCUUUGGCUUCGCGACCGGCAAGAGCUCAGUUGCCCUGCAGAUUAUGCGGAUUCUGGGCCCGAAUGAUAACUGGAUGAAAUGGCUCUUAUGGUUCCUAAUGAUCUCUACCACCAUCUUCUGCGGCUUGGACUGCCUCUUCGGCUUCGUGCAGUGUGAUCCUCCUCGCGCACUAUGGGAGCCUUGGAUUCCCCAUACCUGCUGGAACACGAAUGUACAGGCGAACUUUGCGAUUUUCAUAUCAGCCUGGAACGUGCUGGUAGACCUUGUCCUCGCUGCUCUCCCCAUCCCAAUUAUCUGGCGGACGAGUCUUACCCUCAAGCAGCGGAUUGCCACCUGUACCCUUCUUGGACUCGGGCCAUUAGCUGCAGCCUUUGGCCUUGUCAAAAUCCAAUACCUCGCCGGGUUGAAAGAGCGUUCUGACCUGACCUGGCAAACAUACAACCUGUACGUCUGGUCCGGAUCCGAACUCUUCGUGAUCAUCAUCUGCGGCUGCGUGCCGCCGAUGCGUCCUAUAUUCACGAACCUGUUCGGACGCAAGAGCCAGUUUACAGGUUACUACGAGUCCUCUUCUGGAUAUAAGCGUCGACAUAAUUACAAACUCAGCACUCUGGGAUCAUCGCAGCCGGUCCAGAGUCAGGAUGAGGAUACCGAAGCGCUGCAUUCUCGGGUGGAGGGGUCUGGAUCACAUCUGCCCCAGUCGCGAUUUAGUGAAAAUGCGAUUUAUCGGGAGGUUAAUAUAUCGAUAGAGAAUGGUCCUAAGUGA